UCUGAGUCUCUGGGAGCAAGAGCAGAUGUCGAUUGUCAUACUGAAAUUUCUAUAGAAAGCGCUGCCGUUGCGGUGGCAAGGUGCGGACAGCUCAGAUCGUGAAAUGACAAUCAGCCUGUUCCAUGUUUGAAGUUCGGGCAAGCUGACAUAAGCAACUUCAAUUGGUGGCACUGAGGUGGCAACGGAGCCACCACAGUUCGGCCAGUUUUUGCUUUGCGUGGCACAAAGGCCACCACGGCUUUCGCAACAAUUGCAACAGCUCAACAACAAGACCAACAAGCCUUUCUCGGAAUGCUUUGGCAACAGUGUGAAUGUGAGUGCAUAAAACCCAAACAUCAACAACCAUCACCACUACAACCAUCACUACUACAAUAAUGUGUGCCAUUACCAUGAAGCGAAAGUACGAGACCGCCACUACUACCACUACUAGCAGCACUGGAGCCCGCAAGAUGCGUCGCAUCGUCAUGUCGAGUCUUCCCGAUCGCAUGUUGGCAUCUAGUAGUAACGAAUGCAGCCCCGACACUACCGUCGCCAAGACACUCGCACAAGAAGCUCCUCUUCAAUCGUACGCCGACUGUGCCGAUUUCUUCCAUGCUCCCACUCAAGCCGAGAUUGAUGCCUACGACCACGAAGCACUGGCUGCCAUUCGCACGCAAAACAUGGACGUCCUUCGUCAAUUCCACGCCACCGGCCGCCCUCUCAAGUGCUCCAACAAGUUUGGAGAGUCGCUCCUCCACAUGGCCUGUCGCAAAAACAUGGUCGAAGUGACGACCUUUUUGACACAAACGGCUAGUGUGCCAUUUGCUGUUUGCGACGACUAUGGUCGCACACCCUUGCACGAUGCCUGCUGGGCUCACACGACCAAUUUUGAACUCAUUGACUUGAUCUUGACGGCAUGUCCCGAUUUGCUCUACAUCAAGGACAAGCGUGGAAAUACUCCUCUCUCGUACCUUCGCAAAGACAAAUGGGCGUCCUGGAACAAGUACCUGGCCACCAAAUCGGCCGACUUUUUGAAACCCAAACAGUUGUCUACUUCUUGCUAAACACAAUGCAAUGCAAGGCAAUGCAAAACGACCUCCUCGCUAUUAGCUAUACAGUACUGCCUCCCAGCUUCCUUCCUGCUUCUCUAUCAUACUACAGCUAUCUUGCUUCUAAUCUAAAAACUCUUUUAGAACCUAUUCUUGCAAACU
Seminavis robusta is the source of this 1190-nucleotide messenger RNA. Lineage: Eukaryota; Bacillariophyta; Bacillariophyceae; Naviculales; Naviculaceae. The record is from the annotation of a GenBank genome assembly.